AACUUCAAGGCAAGCAUGAGUUACAGGACUGUGAUGAUGUACAUGGAGAUCGGCUGCUUUGUUGUCUGUGUAUCAGGAUGGAUCCUGGUGUGUUCCACAAUGCCCACAGAGAUCUGGACAUGGUCUGAGGUAGACAGCUUAGUGUUGACCACCUCAAACUACUUCUCCAACCUGUGGAAGGAUUGUAUAUCCGAUUCAACUGGAGUAUCUGACUGCAAGGGAAUUCCAUCAAUGCUUGCUCUGAACUGGGACAUUCACAUGUGCCGUGCUCUCAUCAUCAUCUCUAUUAUCCUGGCUUUCUUUGGAUCAGUUCUGGUCUUAGUGGGAAUGAAGUGCACUAAGGUUGGUGGAUCAGAGAUUGUUAAUGCAAGAGUAACCUUUGCUGGGGGCAUGAACUACCUUAUUGGAGGGAUGUGUUCUAUGAUUGCUUUCUCCUACUAUGGAAACAAAAUUAGAGCAGAAUUUCAAGACCCUAACUUCAAACCUCAAAAAUUUGAAAUAGGGGUUGGCGUCUUUAUCGGCUGGGGAGGCUCCACCUUACUUGUUGUUGGAGGCCUUAUUUACAGUAUCUUUGCAGGGUGGGAAGGGUGCCACUCAAGCUCAAAAAGAUACCCUGACUACCAGUUCCAUGGUGCCUACACGUUUGUUCCGACAAAUAAAAGCAUUGUUUCUGUAGCUCGCACGAGGACUAGUGCGAGCAGAAAAUCAGGGACCACCAGAAGCAGCAGAGACAGCAGCGUCUCUGGAAUUACCACUACUACCAAGAUGACAGCUACAAAUGCAUAUGUGUGACUUCUUUUCAAUAUUCUGUUUCUGUCCUUGUCCAUGAAAUACAUGUGUGGCUUUAUUUCCAUGAUCAUUUUAUAUUAAAAUUCAUAUUUGAGCUUUAAUAUCCUAGUUAGAAAUGGCCUUUUUCCACAGCAGACAUAUUAACUUGUCAUAGAAGGGAAAGCACUGGAUCUGGGCUAUUGAAGUCCCAAAACAUGUGUAAUUAUUUAGAUGUUUUGCUGUUGUUGUUGUUGCCACUAAUUAUUUUUAAUAGAAAUGUAGACAAUAAUAAUUAAUUUAUCUAUAUAUAUAAAUAGAACUAUAUGUAUGAAACAUGAACAUAGAUGUAACUACUGUAAUAAUGCUUGGACUUUAUGUUGACUAAACAUAUAAUGUUGCUUUAGGGAAAUUUUCUCUAAAUGGACCUCGUAGAAUUUUGAUGGGUGCCAUUUUGCAUAAAGAGUCAUUUUACUUUUGAUAUUUUAAUAACAUGCUUCUGUACUUUUACUUAAAGGGCCUGUGUGUAGGAUUUGGCGGCAUCUAGCGGUGAGGAUGCAUAUUGCGACACAAGUUAAACUUGUUCUCCCAAGUGUUUGGGAGAACUACACGGCAGUCAAUGCAAAAAAGUGAAAGACCCUCUUUAGAGCCGCGUUUGUCCAUUGUGGACUACUGUAGAAACAUGGUGGUGCAACACUCCGUGAAGAGGACCCGCUCCAUAUGGAGAUAUUAACGGCUAAUUCUAAGGUAACAAAAAUGAAUCUUAUUUUCAGGUGAUUACAAACAAGGGAAAACAUAGUAAUAUCAUAUCCCAUUCCUGUAAAUAGAUCCCCCUGAAUGGUACACUCUGGCCUUUUAAGUACAAUUUUGAAUGUAGGACUUUUUACUUGUAAUAUGUAUGUUAAUGAGUGCGUUUACAUAGUAAAAUUGCUCAUUCAUCUGAAUAUUUCCACCACUGCUGAAUGUCUGCUCCCUAAUUUACUAAUCUCAUGAGAACCAUAUGUCCCU
Anarrhichthys ocellatus (wolf-eel) is the source of this 1773-nucleotide messenger RNA. RefSeq names its product claudin-10-like. The record is from RefSeq and is a predicted model, not a curated record. Gene Ontology annotation, molecular function: structural molecule activity. NCBI's taxonomy places the organism in Eukaryota, Metazoa, Chordata, Actinopteri, Perciformes, Anarhichadidae. Gene Ontology annotation, cellular component: bicellular tight junction; membrane. The coding region runs from base 16 to 792 and encodes 258 amino acids. The transcript has 5 exons.